AUGAAUUUGAUAAUGCCUAGUACUGUGAUAAAAAAGGGUGUUUGCCAGCUGCUGGCGUUGAAUAAGUUCAGCAUACAACAAUGGCUGAAGACCUUUGACUCGAUCAUCUUCGAUGCGGAUGGUGUACUCUGGCAUCGGGACGAAGUAGUUCCAGGAGCUCCAGAGACCUUCAAUGCGCUACGUGCAAUGGGCAAGAAAGUUUUUAUCUGCACAAAUCAUUCAGGCUCAUCGUGUCAUGGUUUGUGCAACAAAGCACAAAAGAUGGGAUUUCUCAUAAAUACAAAUGAGAUAAUGUCAUCUGGCAUGGCAUUGGCAAAGUAUCUGAAGGAUCGCAAGUUCAAGCGAAAGGUCUUUAUUGUGGGAGAGCAGGGUAUUGCGGAUGAACUAAAGGCCGUGGGCAUUGAAUCGUUGCCAUUUGGCGAGGAACCCUUGCUGGGUUCCACCUUGCGAGAUCAUCUCCAGCUCAUGAAGCUGGAUAAGGAUGUGGGAGCCGUGGCGGUUGGCGUCGACAGCGGUUUCAAUAUGCUAAAAAUGUCCAAGGCUUGUUGUUACUUAAGUGAUCACCGUGUACUCUUUCUGGCCACCAAUCGAGAUCGCUCCUUUCCCGUUGUCCCUGGUCGCGCUACACCUGGCGCUGGUGUCAUGGUUGCUGCCAUCCAGGCGGCAACAAAGCGCAAGCCUUUCACUUGUGGCAAGCCCAACGGGUUUAUUUGCUUGCACCUCAUUCGUGAGGGAAUUAUUAAGCCGGAACGCACUCUCAUGGUGGGAGAUACCAUGUACACUGACAUCCAGUUUGGCUAUAACUGCGGCUUUCAAACCCUCCUUGUGGGCACAGGCGUCAGCAGUCUGGAGGAUGUGGCCAAGGUGCAGAAAUCCCGCCAACCGAAUAUGUAUCAGCAAGUGCCAGAUCUCUAUGUGCCCAAGUUGGCCGAUUUGCUCAAGUUUUUACCAUCCAGAAAUGGUUAAUAAAAUUAGAUGCAUUUAUUCUGCGUAGUUAGAAAAAGAAAUAAGAGAUGCCGAUGAUUAAAAAGCUUGCUGAAAUGUUAAUAUUAAUGAAAUAAAUAA
Messenger RNA from Drosophila innubila, 1065 nucleotides. RefSeq names its product glycerol-3-phosphate phosphatase. Gene Ontology annotation, cellular component: cytoplasm. The transcript is spliced from 2 exons. Gene Ontology annotation, molecular function: phosphatase activity. The record is from RefSeq and is a predicted model, not a curated record. Bases 1 to 966 code for a protein of 321 amino acids. Lineage: Eukaryota; Metazoa; Arthropoda; Insecta; Diptera; Drosophilidae.